GUAAUAAAGAACAGUGAUUCGUGGUAUGUAACAUGGUAGAGUGGAUUCAGUUGAUGGAAGGGCUUGACAAAUAAUGUGGCUAAUGUUCAGUGAAAUCUGACUAACGGUGCAAUAAUUGCAGAAUUGCCUUCGGGAACUACUGUUUGACAAUUUUGAACACUUAAAUAAUUGUAAAUCUUCCUUUGACAGAGAGCGGGGCUUACGAACGCAUAGACUGGUAAAAAUUUUGCGUAAAUUUGGUGAUCGCCGUCGAAAGAAUAUACGUCUAUGGGAUAAAUUUUGAGUCACUACUGGGGGAAAUUCCGAUUCCUGGUCGCAUUACCCCAAAUUUGAUCAAUCUUAUCCCUCAGUUGGUGGGCUGGAUUCAGUAUAAGAAUUCAUAUCUUUAAUGGAUGUUGAGUCGCCAGAGUCCGAACAGUUGUCGGUCGAGGAAUACAAAAAUCAAGGAAACUCAUGUUAUAAACAAGGGAUGUACAAUGAAGCUAUAGCAUGGUACACAAAAGGCAUAGACAUCGAUAGUACUAAUGUGUUUCUGUACAAUAACCGCUCCGCAGCUUACCUGAUGAUUAAUAAACCUCUUGAUGCUUAUAAAGAUGCUAGCAGAAGUAUCAGUUUAGAUUCCCAGAAUGUAAAAUCUAUACUACGUGGUCUAAAAUGUUGUCUUAUUUUGGGUGAUUUAAAUGAAGCCAAACGUCUAUGUUGUAUGGUUAGACAGUUAGAACCAACUAAUACGGAAUUCUCGUCAUUGCUGCAAAAAAUUGAAUUACUUUCAGAAACUCACCGAUCUUACGAAGAUAAAUUAUCCACAUCUGACUUCCGACACGCUCUUCAUUUAAUCACAAAGUGUAUUGAAUUAGCUCCAGCUUCAUUAAGUUUCAAUUUACAAAGGCUGAGCAUUCUCAUUCAAUUAAAAAGGUUCACUGAAGCCAAGAGUUUGGUUGAAAACUUAUUACAUUCUCAUUCUUCAUCAGUUGAUCUACUUUUUUAUCGAGGCCUGUGCUUGUAUUAUUUGGAUCAUUUAGAUAAAGCAACUAUUCAUUUUCAACAUGUUUUACGCCUUCAUCCAGAUCAUAUAGAAACUCAGAAAGCGUACAAGCGUGCGAAAAAUCUCUUGAAAUUUAAAGAAGAAGGGAACACAUUUAUACAUGAUCACAAAUAUUCUCAAGCACUUGAAGCCUACACGAAAGCUUUGGAAGUGGAUCCUUCACACGAUAUGAUCAACGCAAAAUUGUACUGUAAUCGUGCUUGUGCUCUAUUUUACCUUGAUCGUUUUGAGGAAGCCCUAAACGAUUGUGAUAACGCAAUUUCUUUGGAACCAAACUAUUUAAAGGCUCGAAUCCGACGAGCUAAGUGUUAUUCAUCUCUUGAAGAAUAUGAAAAAGCUGUUGAAGAAUGGACUGCAGUAGUAAAAUUAGACGGAUCACGAGAAAAUAAAAAAUCUUUACAAGCUGCUAAGUCUGCUCUUUCCGUGUCUCAACGUGAUUACUAUAAAAUACUUGGUUUGAAAAAGAAUGCCUCUUCCGAUGAUAUAAAACAAGCGUAUAGAAAAAGUGCACUUUUAUAUCAUCCAGAUCGUCAUACAAGUGCUGAUGAAGCUACUGUAAAAGAAAAGGAACGGAAAUUUAAAGAGAUUGGAGAAGCCUACAGUAUAUUAUCAGAUCCUGUAAAACGUCGUCAAUAUGACAAUGGUGAACUGUCGGGAGAUGAUGCUUUUGGUCAAGGAAAUGUAUCCGCCCACAAUUUGUUUACUCAAGUCUUUCCUGGAUUUGGAACAUCUACAGUACAUUUUUAUUUUGGUUAAUAAUCCAUACAUUGGUGUAUACAAUUAGUGCCGGAGUUAUUCUACAUCAGGUUGUAGCUGUAACAAACCUUCCUCUCUGUUUAUGUACAAAAAUUUGGCGACGAAAUACAUUGUUUAUUUAUCACAUAUCUUUGUGGUUAAUGCUUCGCCUCUGUUAGACACAUAGUUGUUGAUACUAAUACUUAUACGAGUGUCUGUAUGUGGGUGAACAAUUUUAAAUCGAUGAUUAACGUAAUAUCGAAAAUGAUUUACUGGGUAUAUUAUUUAAUUUUAAAAUGUUCUUUAAUUCAUGCAUAUUCAGUAUGCAUAUAUAUAUAUAUAUAUAUAUAUAUAUAUAUAUAUAUAUAUAUAUAUAUAUAUAUAUUAGAAAUUUCGCUCGCUAAUAAUAAUGAAAUGAAUGAAAUAGUCGUUUUUCAAAUGUACUGUCAAACUAUUUAGUGUUCCUUUUCUCUUUUAAAAGUGAUUUUCAAUGAUAAAUGGAUUAACUUAAUGCUAUCAAAAUGGUUUUAUUCAUUUUCUUCCGUUCUUACUCUCUUUCAUACUUGUUUUUGGAACUAACUCAAUAGUGACUAAAUAAAUUAACCUUAUUCAAUAACCCACUUUAAAUUUUGAUGGUAGGAAAAUUAAUGUUUCAAGUAAUUAGAACCAUCUGUCUGUCAUGAUUUAGAAUGCCUACCGAUGUUAUAAGUAGAUCAGUCACUUUUUCUUAUGUAUACAGUCAGGUGAAUAAAACAAACUUCUGUAACGAUAUUCAAUUGGAUAACUGAAUAAUUUUCAGUUAGUCCAUAUACAAGGUAAAACCUGGCAUACUUGCAUCUAUUCAAAGUAGCAUGCAGUAUUAGCACAGAAGAAUACAAUUAUCUGAACCGAUACCAGAGCGGUAGAAAAGAUUACGUAUAUAAAGAAGAAUGCAUAAAAUCGGUCUCAGUUUUUUAACUGCAAUAAUACUUAACGUAACUGAUACAACUAAAUCAUGGAUAACUCAUAUAUAUAUA
Schistosoma rodhaini is the source of this 2796-nucleotide messenger RNA. The record is from the annotation of a GenBank genome assembly. NCBI's taxonomy places the organism in Eukaryota, Metazoa, Platyhelminthes, Trematoda, Strigeidida, Schistosomatidae.